AUGUCAGAAAUUCAGACCAACACAACUGUUGGACCACAGUACAGAGGACUACUGGAACUUGUAUUGUCUUCUAUUCCUAUUACUCUGCCAUGUUUGGUUUUUCUUUACAUUAAUGGGGUCAUGCUCUUCACACUGAGGAGUAAACCAGUGUUACGUGAGACCUGUCGUUACAUUCUUUUAUAUAAUCUCCUUUUUGCAGAUGAUUUACAGCUCACACUGAGUCAGUUAUUAUAUUUUCUGAGUUUCAGAAUCAGGCUGACUUAUCCUGUGUGUGGUGUUCUCAUCAUGUUUUCUUAUCUUUUAAAAGACAUCUCUCCUCUAACACUAGUGGUGAUGUCUUUAGAGAGAUAUGUAGCUGUUUGCUACCCACUGAGACACUCUACUGUUGUCACCAGCAGAAAUACAGCGGUUGCUAUCAUUGUGAUUUGGGCCUUCAGUUCAUUAUAUGUUCUUACUCAACUUGUUUUACUCUUAGAUUUUCCAUUUGAAAACCUGCAGACUCUGCAGAUGACAGCCAUGUGCUCUGCUCAAGCUAUGUUUCUCAAUCCAGUGUCUGAACAAUAUGACAGAGUCUACCAUUAUUUCCUGUUUGUAUCAGCUGGUGUUACAGUCAUUGGUUCUUUCAUUGGUGUAACAAUAGCAGCCACGUCAGCCUCCACAGACAAAGCUUCAGCCCAUAAGGCUCGUAAAACUCUGCUUCUACAUCUGUUUCAGCUCGGCCUCAGUCUCCUCUCAACCCUAUACACUCCAUUGUUCAUAGCUAUUUCAGCGGUUGUGGACAGAAUAAGAGCUCUGCAUAUGCAAAUUGCUCUUUAUGUUGUGGUUGUUAUGCUCCCUAAAUGUCUGAGUGCUCUGAUCUAUGGUAUUAGAGACAACACCAUCAGACCCAUCCUCAUGUAUUAUCUGUGCUGUCAGAGGAAGUUUUCAGUCGUCCUGAAAGAAGCUGAGGUCUCAACUUAG
Messenger RNA from Sphaeramia orbicularis (orbiculate cardinalfish), 960 nucleotides. RefSeq names its product odorant receptor 131-2-like. Lineage: Eukaryota; Metazoa; Chordata; Actinopteri; Kurtiformes; Apogonidae. The record is from RefSeq and is a predicted model, not a curated record. The coding region runs from base 1 to 960 and encodes 319 amino acids. Gene Ontology annotation, molecular function: olfactory receptor activity; G protein-coupled receptor activity; odorant binding. Gene Ontology annotation, cellular component: membrane. Gene Ontology annotation, biological process: G protein-coupled receptor signaling pathway; detection of chemical stimulus involved in sensory perception of smell. The transcript has a single exon.